This is a messenger RNA of Ailuropoda melanoleuca (giant panda), 4739 nucleotides long. RefSeq names its product collagen beta(1-O)galactosyltransferase 2 (gene COLGALT2). NCBI's taxonomy places the organism in Eukaryota, Metazoa, Chordata, Mammalia, Carnivora, Ursidae. Bases 340 to 2220 code for a protein of 626 amino acids. The record is from RefSeq and is a predicted model, not a curated record. The transcript has 12 exons. Gene Ontology annotation, molecular function: procollagen galactosyltransferase activity.
CUCACGGCUCCGGGGGAAGCCACAGACCUCAGCUGGACGAGCUGAGCCUGGACUAGAGGAACUUUCCGCGGGACUCGGGAAGGACAGCACCGCCCCCCCACCCCCCGCGGCUGUCGGCGAGCCGGAGCACCAGGCGAGCGCGGCGGCGGCAGGUCCUCGGUGCGCCCCCCGCGUCAGGGCCUGGGUGGUGCGGUGGCUGCGGGAAGCUCCGGGGCUGCAGGGCCCGGUGCCAGUGCGCGCGCGCCAGCCGGCCCGGGGCCGCGUCCGCCGUACGGCCCUCGCAGCCGGCCUCUGCGCCCUCGGGCAGCCCGUCUCCCGCCGCCCGCCGCUGCCCCGAACAUGGCUGCGCGCCGCGCCGCCACCCUCGCCUGCUCGCUGCUGCUCCUGUCCGCCGCUCUGCUCCCCCGCGGCUGCCGGGCGCGCUUUGCCGCGGAGCCGGACUCGGAGCACGACGCAGAGGAGACGCAGGUUUUUCCCGAGUCGCCGAUGCAGAGACCCACGGUGCUAGUGGCCAUCCUCGCCCGCAACGCUGCGCACGCGCUCCCGCACUUCCUCGGCUGCCUGGAGCGGCUGGACUACCCUAAGAGCAGGAUGGCCAUCUGGACAGCCACUGACCACAAUGUGGAUAAUACAACAGAAAUACUCAGGGAGUGGUUGAAAAAUGUACAGAGCUUCUAUCACUAUGUGGAGUGGAGGCCUAUGGAUGAACCAGAAUCUUACCCUGAUGAAAUUGGACCAAAGCAUUGGCCAGGCUCCCGGUUUGCCCAUGUGAUGAAACUACGGCAGGCAGCCCUUCGAACUGCGAGGGAAAAAUGGUCAGACUACAUUCUGUUCAUAGAUGUUGACAACUUCCUGACUAAUCCACAGACCCUCAAUCUAAUGAUUGCAGAAAACAAAACCAUUGUGGCACCCAUGCUGGAGUCUCGGGGCCUGUACUCUAAUUUCUGGUGCGGAAUCACACCUCAGGGCUUCUAUAAACGCACCCCAGACUACCUUCAGAUCAGAGAAUGGAAGAGGUUGGGCUGCUUUCCCGUCCCUAUGGUUCACUCCACAUUCCUAAUUGACCUCAGGAAGGAAGCCUCCGACAAGCUGAUGUUCUAUCCCCCGCACCAGGACUAUACCUGGACCUUUGAUGACAUCAUCGUCUUUGCCUUCUCCAGCAGGCAAGCAGGCAUCCAGAUGUACCUCUGCAACCGAGAGCAUUAUGGCUACCUGCCCAUCCCCCUGAAGCCCCAGCAGACCCUGCAGGAGGAAAUCGAGAACCUCGUCCACGUGCAGAUAGAAGCGAUGAUUGACGGUCCUCCAAUGGAACCCUCCCAGUUUGUUUCAGUUGUCCCUAAAUAUCCAGACAAGAUGGGAUUUGAUGAGAUUUUCAUGAUCAACCUGAAGCGCCGAAAGGACAGGCGGGACCGGAUGUUACGCACCCUGUACGAGCAAGAGAUUGAGGUCAAGAUCGUCGAGGCUGUGGAUGGAAAGGCACUCAACACAAGCCAGCUAAAGGCCCUGAAUAUUGAAAUGCUGCCAGGAUACCGAGAUCCCUACUCUUCUAGGCCUCUCACCAGGGGUGAAAUCGGCUGCUUUCUCAGCCACUACUCUGUCUGGAAAGAGGUGAUUGACCGAGAGCUGGAGAAGACUCUGGUUAUUGAGGAUGAUGUGCGCUUUGAACAUCAGUUUAAGAAGAAGCUGACGAAGCUGAUGGAUGACAUUGACCAGGCUCAGCUGGAUUGGGAACUGAUUUAUAUCGGCAGGAAGAGGAUGCAGGUGCAAGAGCCCGAGAAAGCAGUGCCCAACGUGGGAAAUCUGGUCGAAGCCGACUACUCCUAUUGGACGCUGGGCUACGUCAUCUCUCUGGAAGGAGCACAGAAGCUGGUUGGAGCCGAUCCCUUUGGGAAGAUGCUGCCAGUGGACGAGUUCCUGCCAAUCAUGUACAACAAGCAUCCUGUAGCUGAGUACAAGGAAUAUUACGAAUCCAGGGACCUGAAGGCCUUCUCCGUGGAACCCUUGCUCAUUUACCCCACACACUACACGGGCCAGCCGGGGUAUCUGAGUGACACAGAGACCUCGACCAUCUGGGACAAUGAGACAGUGGCCACCGACUGGGACAGGACCCAUUCCUGGAAGUCCCGGAAGCAAAGUCACAUCCACCGCAAUGCCAAGAACACAGAGGCCUUGCCGUCGCCAACCUCCCUGGACGCUGUGCCUUCGAGGGAUGAGCUAUGAAGUCUCUGGGCGGAUUCACCACCCUUGAUUUUUCUCACGGGCUAUUCAUCUGUUUGCUCCAGUUUCUUUUAGUGGUCACAGUCAUCUAACCAAAGUGGUCUACUGUGAUUAAGCAAAAUUAAUAUAUUCCUGACAGGGGAGGAUAAGAGGGAAACUUAACCCAAAUUUCCUAGGAUGGCUAGAAGAUAGGCUUUAUGGCAACCAUCGAGAUGAACUUCAAUCCAGAUACCUAGCCCUUCAGUGUAUUAUCCGUAUGAUACUGCUUCCUACAUUAACAGUACGGCCCAGAGACGCAUCCCUGAAAAAGGUAGUCACAUCAGUAAAUGGGUAGGCAAGGAGCUGAGCCAACUGGACUACAUCCACUGGUCUCGUGGGUCCAUUUUACAUCAUAGGUGUGACCUUGAAAACUUGUGUAUGUAACAAGUUUGUGAGGGAGGAGGGUCAAAUCAUUUAAAAUCAAAUUAAUUGAACUUCGGUUUAAAGGAAUUCUCUCAUGAGCCAAAGGGAGCUGUUCAUCCUAGUCCUCGUUAUCCACUAGCGAUGGGUAUUUGGGUCUGUCUGAGACUUGGCCUUUGACUAUCAUGGCAGUUGAAGCUCUCCUAAAGAGGCGUCACGUUUGCCAUGUGGGUAGAGUUUAGUAGCUAUUUGAAAGUUUGUGUAGAUAUUUGAGGAAAAAAGAACUCAGUCUUUGGCCUUUUAUUGUGGUCACUUGAGUUAGGAUGCUCUAUUUAUGAAGAUAAAUUUAAUAUAUAAGGGGUUCGGGCUGGUGUCUGACUUCUGUCCCAGGGGACCCUGUGCUGCUGCAACAGGUCACACUCUCCCUCCACGCCUGAGCCUGGGAACAAAUUGUGAGUGUGAGUUUUAUGAGUCACUGUUAAGAGGCAGAGCACAUUUUCAAGCCAGCAACCGUCCUUGCCUGGUUUUUUCGUUCUAUUUUGAAUUAUUUAUUCUACAAAUGUGGGGAAAAUAUCUGUAAGAUAAGGCAGAGAAACAGAUUUUUCAAGCUUUCAUAGCACCCUGGGGAUUAGUGAGUGUGCGGUCUGGUUCUCCUGCAUUUCCUAGCCUGGCUUUUGCAGGGAGGCCUGUGGAGUGGGAGAUUCUCACCAUCUGGAAACAAAUGCUUUUCCAUUUCAGAUGACAGACCUCAGUCAGAAACAAUGGGCCGAUCCACUGAGUUAGGCCAACAACCAGGGAAGCUCUCAGAGUCAGCGUCCUGGGCAGAUGACCUCCCUGCUUUCCUCAUAGAUUGACUUUCUGGAAAGGGCAGUGUUGGGCUACAUAUUCCCUGCCAAUUCCACAAUCUGUGUUCCUCAGAUAUCUCAUGAUGGUUUGCCUCAGGUUUGUGUUGCCCGCCUGCAAGCAGUAAGAUUUUGCUUCCAGAAAUACGCCCCCCACACACACUCCUCUCUGAGCUUCACGCUUUGGAGCAGAGCCCGUGGGCAGGGCUGCUGCGUGAACCCAGCUGAGUGCUCGCUGGUGAGGCCCCCAGGCUGCAGGACAACAUGGCUGCUCGCCUUCCACAGAAUGGCCUCCUUGACUUACUGUCGACACUCUCCCUCGCUGACUAGUAAGCGAGGAGGCUGAGGAAGGGGAUCUCAGCCGACUUCAGUUUUUAUGCUUAGACAUACCUGUCAGAGCCUCUUUUUUUUCUAGAAAAACAGAAAGAGCAUCUGGAGAGCUAGUGAAAAACCCUUCGGUGAUCUCUAAGGUUUCCUUGGGUAUUUUGUAUUUUGUUUGCAUAUUUGAAUGCGUGCAAGUGUGCCUGACUUUCACGAUAUAUAUUUUUUUAAUAGAGUGGGAUGUGGUUGGGAGAUUGGGAGUGGAGAAAGAUUGAGUUGACUUUUGUGUGGUUUUUUUUAAUGGAGAACAUUUUUUUUUUCCUUUUGCUGUCAGCUGGUCUGAUGGUUUAUGAAUUCUCGUUCUUAAAAGAUAUUGGUCUUAAAUUCUAGAACUUUAGAUUAGGACUGUUCUACUGUGAAUAAAGUUCUGGCUCUGUUCACCCAGCCUUUGCUUCCGCCUGCUCAGGGCUGGGAUCCCAAGCAGCGCUCUUUUGUUGUGAACAUUGUGCUCUGCACACCCGCAUUUGUUUUCAAAAAGUCGUCUCUUCAACAGUCCAGGGGUUCCUUGACCUCAUUAUUCUUCCUGCCUCCCCUCUUGUCUUAAGUCAAGACAUUUGACCUUUGCAGCAUCAGAGGGCUUUGCCUGGGCCAUGGCACCUGCUCUUUGCCUCUGGAAGUUAAACCCUGUCGGGAAUCCUGAUCUGGAUCCCUCUGGAUCUCCGGAUCCAAGGUGGGAACUUCUGGACGACAAGCCUGACUUGAGCUGCUGAGUGUGGACCGAGGACCUACGAUUUGCAGAGGACACACUGCAUGGGCCCUGCUUUGGGUUGCCUGGGGCCUGCGGCGGGAACUCCAGAGGACGAGAAAGAGCCGGUAUCCCAGCAUCCUACACUGUCUAUCGUGCUGUGUCAUUUCAGGGAGGGGAAAUGAUAAACUACUUGCCUUCUAGAAAUCUUUGUG